GAGACGUCGACCAAUAAAAGCCAUGAUUCAAAACCUUAAAGGCUGGGUGUGGGGCAUAUCUGCACACACAGGCAAACAAGAACAAAGUAACACGCUGAUUUACAGACUCCUUCAUGAUCAGAAACACACACAUGUAGAAUAAACUGUCCCGGUUUACAGCGUUGUUAAAACUUAUCCUGCGAUCCCACUGGUGGGAGGCUUUUUUAGGACCGGUGGGGGCAGGGCAGCAGAGACUAGGGGGGGUUAGACUGUCCAUUUGCCUUUUAUAGCUGCCCACUCCAGUUAGUAGCAAGAGAGAGAAAGAGAGAUCUGGGGGCCGACAUAAUGAGGGGUGGGGGGGCAACGGUACAGAAUGGACUGACCGCUGGACGCACACGUAUGCAAACACACGCUGGGACCUUGGUGAGGGAGCACGCAUGACGUUGUUUUGUUGUUUGAACAAUGUUUCGCCCCAGAGGCACAAACAUGUGAAUUGGGCAUUUGGGGUUGAUUAAAGUGGAGCAGCACUGAUGUGUUUUUUAGUUGUUGUUUUUAUUAUGGGCGUAAAUGUUUCAUCAGUGCAAAUCAAUACACCAAGUGAUUGUCGCAUGCAAUAAGUAUGACUGAAAAGAAUAAUUAUCAGAGAGUGGGGAGGGACAGAAGUGUAAUCUGUGUGUGAACAAGUGAGAGGGCGAUUCAGCGUUUCUUUUUUUUUCCUCAGCGUGCACUCAGGAUUGAGAAAGGACAAGUGAGGGAGAGUGUAUAUUAGCUUGUGUGUCUGAGUAGUAGAGAGCUAGAGAGUAAGACAGAGGGAGAGAGCUUUUGCCUGGCUUUUCUCUGCUGUGCCUUUCAGCUCCUCUCUCACUGUAGAAAGAGGCGUGUCCAUGGACCAGUAUAAAGUCCAAGGAGAGCCACUCAUGUUGAGCCAUUCUCAGGAGCGAGUCCUUUACACUGCACACCAGCAAGAGGAGGAAACUGCAGCUGUUACUUAAAAAACGCUGGCUUUUGAUGACCUGCUUUGGACACUUGUAGACCAGAUUUUUUUGGGUGUUUCAUUAGAGGGCGGGCGAGCCUCUGGACUUAAAGGAGAGAGCAAGACUCACCUGAACACAGUGGUGGAUAUACCUUCCUGCAACUGUUUCAUUCCAACACAACAAAAACUAGUUCUUAUCACCACUACAUUUGCCAGACGAGCAGAUCACGAGCAGGCUCCAAUUUCGGCGCUGUGAAAUUGAAUCAGAGGAACGGAGAGGCAAUACAGCAGAGGCAUUGUGUCUCUGCAAUUGAAACACUAACCAGCUGAAAAUAUCAAAGACUAUCCUGGACAAAGCGUUCCUCUCAAACCUCCCUUGUUGCUCUAAAAUCUGCUUUUGAAGUUGAAAGUGAUCAAAAGCUGCACAACACUCAGAGGAGAGGGAAGCAAAAAAAGGGGGAGCAUACGCACGAGGGCAAAGGAUUGCGUGCAGGUGCCGGGGCUGCCAUGGUGCGUGGAGGUGGCGUGGCAGUAGCUCCGUCCUGCUGGAGCCUUUGGGUAUUUGGCGCCCUGUCGCUGGUGGCACUGGGCUUGUCGGACCAGGCCAUACGUUGCCCGGUGUGCUCCGAGGAGAGGCUGGCCAGCUGCCGUCUGCCAGAGGGCUGCGAGGAGACGGUGCGAGAGCCCGGCUGCGGUUGCUGCCCCACCUGCGCCCUGCCAAAAGGGGCUCACUGUGGCGUCUACUCGCCCCGCUGUGGCACGGGCCUCCGCUGCUACCCACCGCGUGGUGUGGAGAGACCACUGCACUCGCUGAUGCACGGCCAGGGGGUGUGCACUGAUGAGAGGGAAGUGGAGGAGAACUCAGCUAUGGACAGGCAGGAUGAGAUCAUCCCUGAGCACCCAAACAACAGCAAUAUCCGGUGCAGUCCACAGGACAAGCGCUGCAUACAGAAGACUCUGGCACGACACCCUCCAAAGUCCACAAAUCAGAGAAGCAACACAGCCAGAGAGGAGACCAAGGCGGCACUGGCUCCAUGCCGUGCUGAGCUACAGAGAGCCUUGGACAGAUUAGCAUCAAACAGCCGCACACACGAUGAUCUCUUUACAAUCCCCAUACCCAACUGUGACAAGAACGGAGACUUCCACCCCAAACAGUGUCAUCCUGCACGUGACGGCCAGCGUGGAAAGUGCUGGUGUGUGGAUCAGAAGACGGGCAUGAGACUGCCGGGCCCGUUGGAGCUGCGAGGAGAUCUGGACUGCCAUCAGUUAAUGACUGCUACCCUGAGGGAUUGAGGGGUG
This is a messenger RNA of Plectropomus leopardus (leopard coralgrouper), 2251 nucleotides long. RefSeq names its product insulin-like growth factor-binding protein 4. Gene Ontology annotation, cellular component: extracellular region. The record is from RefSeq and is a predicted model, not a curated record. NCBI's taxonomy places the organism in Eukaryota, Metazoa, Chordata, Actinopteri, Perciformes, Serranidae. Gene Ontology annotation, molecular function: insulin-like growth factor I binding; insulin-like growth factor II binding. Gene Ontology annotation, biological process: regulation of insulin-like growth factor receptor signaling pathway.